Daphnia pulex (common water flea) is the source of this 2163-nucleotide messenger RNA. RefSeq names its product importin-4-like. Gene Ontology annotation, molecular function: small GTPase binding; nuclear import signal receptor activity. Gene Ontology annotation, cellular component: cytoplasm; nucleus. Lineage: Eukaryota; Metazoa; Arthropoda; Branchiopoda; Diplostraca; Daphniidae. The coding region runs from base 89 to 1936 and encodes 615 amino acids. The record is from RefSeq and is a predicted model, not a curated record. The transcript has 10 exons. Gene Ontology annotation, biological process: protein import into nucleus.
AACAACUACCAUACACGUGUUAUUCGUGGUUGAUUCUUGAUUGAGUAGUCUCCUCUAAAGUUCGCAGUUUUCCUUUCAAGCGGUCAACAUGAAUUCUGUGGACGAGAUUCUAGCUAAGGUUUUGGAACCUGAUGAUGAAUCAGUUAGAACGGGCACGGCUGAACUUAAGGAGGCAAUGAAACGUCCAACUAUUUUCCCCACCUUGCUUCACAUUGGGAAACACUCCACUAGCCCACUGAUUAGGCAGUAUGCACUUGUCCUUCUCCAAAAACGACUUUCAAAAAUUUAUCAUUGGGAGAAACUGACAGUGGACUUCAAGCAAGGGAUCAAGUUCGGUCUUUUGGAUGCUUUAACCAGAGAACCUGACAUCAGUGUAAGAAACAUAGCUGCCCAAGUGGUUGGGUCGAUUUCAAAACAUGAGUUGGCUGAGAGAAAAUGGCCUGAGCUGUUGGAAUUCAUUCAGCAAUUGUGUUGCCAGGAGAAUGCCAACGAGAAAGAAUUAGGAUGGUUCAUCCUAAGCAUUGUGGCAGAUAGAGCUAUUGAAGAAUUGAAGUUGUUCUUGAAGCCAUUUGUACCCAUCUUUGAUUCCGCUUUGCAAGAUUCCGACACCAUUUCUGCCUGCUACGCCUGUGUUGUUUUCAAAAAGCUUAUUCCAUGUAUUGGAACUGAUGAAAUUACAAUGAUCCAGCCACUCAUCCCUAAAGUUUUAAUUGUCGUUAGAAAUUUCAUUGUCAUUGAUGGAGUCAAGACAAUGACUUGGAUCGCAGUUAAUUUAAUGGAAAUUUGGGAAGAACUGUUGAUGAGAAGAACUGCAGUAUUAGCCCCUCAUUUGAAAGCAGUCACAGAACUGUGCUUGGAAAUUGCUUCCAAAAAAGAGUUGGAUGAUUUCAUGCGAAUUAAAGCUCGAAUUAAAGCUCUGAGUUGUAUUGCCACUCUCGUGCGACUCGAGAAGAAGUCAAUUAUUGAAAAUAAACUUGUCAGUCCAAUUCUCCAAACGCUGUUUGCUGUGAUCAAAGAAGACGAGAAGGAAGAUUUGCGCUUUCCGCUUCAAGCUUUAGAUACGCUGGCCGUAAUUGCUGGAAUGAUUGACGAACAAACCUUCCAGCCGUUUGCUGACGAAUGUCUCAGUUUAACUCUUAAUCUAGUUCAAAGCAAUGACUAUCCUAUUUUCCGCAUACGCGCAUUCAAAGUGUUUGCUUCGCUUGCUAGUGUCAUGAAAGAGGAUGGUGCAGCCCUGCCGGUUAUUAUUCCUUUAUUGGUGAAGGCCAUCGAGAGCAACGAAGGUGUUACUAACGAAGAUGUUAUGGCUGAAACUAAUGAUGAUGACGACGAAUCAGCUUUCCCACCUCUCGAUUUUCUCGACGAUGACGAAGAGUCAAUGGACAACGAAGAUGAUGACGAAAGCGAUGUGGACGGCUACUCUGUGGAGAAUGCAUAUCUGCAAGAAAAGAAGGAAGCUUUCCUUGCCCUUGGGGAAUUGGCCCUGCAUGCCCGAUAUUUCCCACUUAUUCUUCAAUUACUGUCCGAUGCAUUAUCGCGCGAGACUAAUCCGCUUGCGCUGGAUAAUAUCUGCGCUGCAUUUACUCGGAUGAUCAUCGUCAACAUCAGUGCAGUACCCAUGGAUCAGGUUUUCCCAGUGCUGAUGAACUAUCUGCCGUUGCGGGAAGACUUUCACGAGAACUCUUCGGUGCUUAAAUGUUUCCUUUUUCUAUCCUCUAAUGGUCACCCGCUCUUUGCAUCACAUUUACCUCAAGUCAUGAACGUGAUAUUAACGAUGGCCACACAACAGGAACUCCAACCUGAGCAAAAACCCAUGUUUAAUGAGCUGAUGGCGCACAUCGCGUCCGAUUUUCCUGAUCUGUACAACGAAUGGGCGUCCGCUCUUCCAGCUGAAGUACAUCAGAAGUUGAAAGAGGUUUUUGAGUGUAGUGGCUGAAAUAUUGGUCCCAUCUCAAAUGGAAAGUUGAUUGUUCCCAGGUAUUAGUUUUGGCCUACCGGAAAAUUUGGAGUAAGAACAGAAACAAGUUGGUUCACAAGAUUUUAUUUGAGUAAUAUGCUUUCAUGAUCUGUCAAAUUGUUCGAAAUGUUUAAAUUGGGGAUACAAACUUUAGUUUCUGUCGACAGGUUUUAUGAUGUAAACCAAUACAAAUGCUUAACUGUGUA